AUGGCCGCUGUUGAACAGCAGCCCAUGUUUUUUGCUGGCUCUGACGACGAAGAUACGCCGGAUAUCAAGAUGGACACGGACGCGCCCCCAGCACCGGACAUCUCAGAACCUGGCCCCAGCGUGGCGCCACACCGAACCCAGAGGCCGCUCUUCUUUGGGGACAGCGAUGAUGAAGAGGAGAUUAAGAUCAAGUACGAGGUGAAGGAGUCCGUACCCAUGGCAGACGUUGAAGACGACAUGGAACUGCAGUUGGAUUUAGAAAUCCCGGAUGUCGUUGAACUCCCUCGCACGUCCAGCGCAUCUAUGAGCCCUUCUGCUCAGGCCGCGAAGACGGAAGAACCCCCUCUAAAACGUCGCAGACUCUCGCCCCUUCAACAAGCGCCAGAUAUCUCGAUUCAAGACUCUUGGUACCUUGGCUCUUUUCUCGUCGACAGCGCCUGGAGCACGGUCAAAGGCACUGGAUACAUCAAGACUGGCGAGGAGAUUCACAUUGAACGCGACGAGAUCGACAAGCCUCCACCCCCUCCGGUCAAGAAGCCGGUGAAAGAGAAGUCCAGUGGCGGCAAGAAGCAGUUGACCAUCGCGAGUAUGCUCAAGCCUGCACCUGUCAAACCUUCAGGGAAAAAAAAGCAGGACACUGUCGUUCGCAUUACCAACAGCAGAGGAUUUGAAUUCGGACGUCUUCCGCAAGACGUCGCGUCCUGGGUCUCGCGGCUUCUUGAUCUAGAUAUCGUCGAGUUCCGGAAAUGCACCAUGGUCGAUUGUCCCGCCAAACUCACGACCGGCGCGAACUUGAUUCUGUCCUUGCAGCUGUUCAAGCGCAUCAAUUUAAAGCCCGUGAAGAAGGCGGGGGUGUCAUCAAAGGCUGGAGGGAAGUUGACCCAGCAGGACUUGCAAGUGCUGACUCAAGGACCUCGCCCGCCUGCGACAAAGUCGUCUGGGAAUGGUGACGACGAUGACGGCGAGGGCGAUAUGACAGAGGACCAGAUCAACAUGAUCUACCAGAAGGCACAGCAGAACGACAGGGAUAUGGGUGAGAUGGAACCCGCCGAAUCUUUCACGAUGAAAUUACGAGGAUACCAGAAACAGGCUCUCUUGUGGAUGCACUCCAUCGAGACGGGUGCCGCAUCCGCUCGAGAGGCAAAAUCUUUGCACCCACUGUGGAAACAGUAUCUCUUCCCCAUGGACCCACACAAUGAGGUACUGGACCUCACGGCUGAUGAAGAGUUCUUCUACUUCAACGAAUACUCAGGCGAACUCAGUCUUGAGUUCCCGAAAGCAGAGCGGAAAUGCAAAGGCGGCAUCCUUGCUGAUGGUAUGAUUUUUGUCACUGUUUGGUUCUUCGGCACUGACCGCACUCGUGUCUGGGGCUUGCUGGGUAUGGGUAAGACAAUCAUGCUGUCAUCGCUGAUACAAACGGCUCGCGAACCGGAACCCCUGAAUGAUGAUGAUGCCAACGGAUCCUCCAAGACGAAACAGCUCCGACUGAACAACACAUUCCGUGUAGCCGCGAAGCCCCAACCUCAGCGGCGCAAGGGUCCCUCUGACACGCUCAUUGUCGCUCCGACAUCACUGCUAGCGCAGUGGGCAGAAGAACUUGAGCGCUCGAGUGAGCCGGGCACUUUGAACAUCCUUGUGUGGCAUGGCCAAAAUCGACUGGACCUCGACUCAGCCAUGGACGACGACGAUGCCAUCAACGUCAUCAUCACUUCGUACGGUACCUUGGUGUCUGAGCACGCUAAACAUGAAAAGCAUUCGUCUUCGGUAUAUGAGAUCGAAUGGUUGCGUGUUAUACUCGACGAAGCCCACCACUGCAAGUCUCGGACGAGCAAAACGGCGAAGGCAGUUUACGCUCUUCGUGCACGCAGGCGAUGGGCUGUGACUGGAACUCCCAUUGUCAACCGCUUGGAGGAUCUCUACUCGCUUUUGAAAUUCUUGGAUUUUACGCCAUGGUCGAACUACACAUUCUUCCGAUCUUUCAUCACGUUACCUUUCUUGGCUCGCGACCGGAAGGCCGUUGAGGUCGUGCAAAUCAUCCUCGAGAGCGUCCUUCUGCGCCGCGAGAAGGAUAUGCUUGACUCCGAUGGCAAGAAGAUCGUAGAGCUUCCCGCGAAAGAGAUCAAGGUCGAGCGACUGGACUUCUCUCCGCUGGAACGCAAGAUCUACGACUCGCUGUACUCGGAUGCGAAGAAGGACUUCGAGAACCUGAAUGAGAAGGGCCUUGUCAGCCGCAAUUACACUCACAUUCUCGCAAUGUUGAUGCGGCUGCGACGCGCAGUACUCCACCCCAACCUCGUAUUGUCAUCAAGCGAACGUGGGUCCUCGAAGGCACCAGCAGGCAGCGGUACUAUCGACGUGGAAGAGCUCAUCGAGAAGUUCGGGCAGGGAGAAAACUCCGUGGGAGAUAGCAAAGUCUAUGCCGAAGGCGUUCUCGCAAACCUUGGGCAAGAGGGCGACGCGGAAUGUCCCAUCUGCUUCGACGUUAUGGAGACGCCGGUCAUCUUGCCUGAGUGUAUGCACCAGUCCUGCAAAGACUGUAUCGUGGCCUUUAUCGAAAAAUGCCGGGAGAAGGGCGAAGACGGCAAGUGCCCGACAUGUUCCCGUGGUCCAGUGAAGGAACGUGACCUGCUGGAGGUAGUCCGGGCGCGAACGAACGGCGGCGAGAAGGAUUCAGAGACACCAACAUCAUCGACCCAAGUGACGUUGCGUCGCAACGACUUCCGCUCGUCCACGAAGCUCGAAGCAUUGGUCCAGCACCUCCGCCGCCUACGCGACCAAGAUCCGUGCUUCCGAGCGGUCGUAUUCUCUCAGUUCACCAGUUUCCUCGACCUCAUCCAGGUAGUACUGGAACGCGAGGGUCUGCCUUGGCACCGCUUCGAUGGCUCGAUGGACAUCAAAAAGCGUAAUGAGGCGGUCAGCAGCUUCAAGGCGGCGUCCCGUGAGCCGAAGGUGCUUAUCAUCAGUUUGAAAGCAGGCGGAGUGGGAUUGAACCUGACGAAUGCGAACCACGUGUUCAUGAUGGACUGCUGGUGGAACGCCGCUACGGAGAAUCAAGCGAUCGACCGUGUCCACAGGAUCGGGCAGAACCAGACUGUCUACGUGACUCAUUUCAUCGUGAGCGGUACGAUCGAAGGCCGCAUCCUGCAGAUCCAGAAGCGCAAGACCGCGAUCGUCAAGGAGGCAUUCAAGGGCAAGCGCGACAGCGACCCCGAGAGCAUCGAGAACCUCAAGAUCAUGUUCGGCGACGACCACCCCAGCCAGUAUUGA
Epithele typhae is the source of this 3267-nucleotide messenger RNA. Its product is annotated as SNF2 family N-terminal domain-containing protein. NCBI's taxonomy places the organism in Eukaryota, Fungi, Basidiomycota, Agaricomycetes, Polyporales, Epitheliaceae. Gene Ontology annotation, molecular function: ATP binding; nucleic acid binding; hydrolase activity, acting on acid anhydrides, in phosphorus-containing anhydrides. The coding region runs from base 1 to 3267 and encodes 1088 amino acids. The transcript has 23 exons. The record is from RefSeq and is a predicted model, not a curated record.